Molecule: messenger RNA, 1934 nt
Organism: Hydatigera taeniaeformis
Lineage: Eukaryota; Metazoa; Platyhelminthes; Cestoda; Cyclophyllidea; Taeniidae
Source: the annotation of a GenBank genome assembly
UGUCAGAGAUGCUGCAUGCCAUGACUACUGUCAAGUUGGCUUGCUGGGAGCAUCUAAUACGCAGAAAGAUUCUAAAUGCUCGGCAUUCUGAACUGAAUGCAUUGAGGGGACAGAAGUUGCUAGACGCCGUUUGUGUCUUCCUUUGGGCAGCUUGCCCAGCUUUGCUAGCUGGAUCAACAUUUGCGACCUUUGCCGCACUAGGCAAUGUUCUCGCACCAGCGAAUAUUUUCACCAGUCUUGCGCUUUUCAAUAUCCUCAUAGUUCCAAUGAAUGCCCUUCCAUGGGUCCUCAAUGGCGUUGUGGAAGCCUGGAUCUCUGCCGGCAGAAUAUGUCAGCUUUUCGACAGUAAUGAUGUGGCUGUAUAUUCAAUUAAUCCGGCAUUUAAUACCGAUGAUAACUUAAGGGAACGAUCUCUGAUUCAUGGACGUUCUGAUCUUGUACUAAAUUCCCCUUUCUUUUAUUGGGAAUCAGUUGAAAGUCCGGCACUUACUGAUAUAAAUGUAACAAUAUCAACGGUAAGCUGUGUCAACUUCUUUGUGUCUAGAACGAAAAUUCAGGGUCAGCUUAUUGGUGUCAUCGGUCCCAUAGCUUCGGGAAAGUCGUCUUUCCUUCUUGCCCUCAUGGGUGAAUUGCAAACACCUGUACCUCAGUCCGUACCUGCCCAACUUCGUUUUGCCUAUGUUGGAUCGACACCUUGGCUUCAAAAGGGUAGCAUUCGUGCAAAUAUCUUAUUCGGGGAACCUCUUGAGUCAAAUUGGUUGGCGGUCGUCAUCGAUGCUUGUGGAUUGUCAGAAGAUCUGGCCGAAAUGCCUAAGGGCUUGGACACUGAGGUUGGUGAGUCUGGAAGUCAACUUUCUGGUGGUCAGAAGGCUCGAGUGACUCUAGCCAGGGCCGUCUACCAGCGCGCCGACGUCUACCUCUUUGAUGAUCCUUUGGCUUCUUUGGACACUCACGUGGCUCACAGUAUCAUACAGAAGUGCAUUGGAAAACGCGGAAUUCUAGCUGACAAGACACGAAUCUUUGCGACGCACGAAUCUGGAUGGCUAUUCAAUGAGACUGACAAAAGUCUUGGUGGCCCUGCCGACCGAGUUAUCACGUUGUCUAAAGGUCGGAUUGUGCAUCAGUGGUCUUCGCAAAAUGGAUCCAAUUGGACUAUUAGCAACGAUACAGCAUAUCUCAUUUCGAAUGAUCAUGUCAGUUCGAUUCCCUUCCCUAGUUGUGUUGACACAAUUGAGAAUAGAAGCGAUCGGACAUCUUUGCUGUCUUCCUCGCCUGAAGAUGUCAAUAACCAAGUAGUUGAUUCAGCUGAAGACGACGGAUCAACAGAUUGGGAGAAGUUUGCUUUUGGAUCAAUUGCAUUACAGGUCUACCGGUCCUAUGCCCGUGCGUUGGGCUUCUGCCUUGCCUUAUGGGUACUGAUUUCUCUCACCCUAAUGCAAGCUAGUCGAAAUGCUCAGGAUUAUUGGCUGUCUUACUGGAUGGAGGCGAGCGAGGCGAAUGUUACUACACCGUCAGUGAAAUACGGGAGCUAUUUCUCCCUCCUUUUCUGUCAGUCUUACCUCAACUUGUUUGCAAAGCCAACAACUGCAAAUUCAACUGCGUUCUAUUUUACCGUUUACGGUGGAAUAAUUGGAGCUAACCUAAUUUUUACUAUGUUUCGAGCAGUUCUCUUCGCCUUUGCUGGUCUUCAAGCUGCAGCUACUAUUCAUCAACAAAUGCUGGAUGCAGUUCUUCAGUCAGACUGCAGCACUUGUCUAAGAUUCCAAUAUCCUCUGCACAAACAGGGUGAAAUGCACUUCUUCGAAACUACUCCUCUGGGCCUUAUUCUCAAUAGGUUCUCAUCUGAUGUGGGUAUCAUUGACGACAGCUUGCCUUUCCUUCUGAACAUUCUGCUGGCCAUAUUGUUUUCCCUUCUGGGUUACCUUGUCGUCACC